Messenger RNA from Triticum turgidum subsp. durum (durum wheat), 231 nucleotides. The record is from the annotation of a GenBank genome assembly. NCBI's taxonomy places the organism in Eukaryota, Viridiplantae, Streptophyta, Magnoliopsida, Poales, Poaceae.
AUGUGCAACAUGAUGUCUCUUCAUCUUAAGAAUACAUUAUAUGAAGUUGCUCCCAACUUUGUUGAAUUGGAAAGAAUCAAAUCCAUGAGUAUAAGUGAUAGCACACUUGAUAGGCUUGCAGGAAAAGUUCAUGCACUAAAUCAAGAAAAGAAACAGAGGCUUCGGAAGGUACCGGUGUUUGCUCUUCAUGUUAGUCAUUUAAAAAAACUAUGGGUCUAUGUUUACCUUUAG